UGCUAAGUUUAUCGUUCUUGUAGCAUCUUUAUCUAUAUAAGAAUACUUGAUAUCUCAGUUUGUUGAUCCGCGUGGUGCAUCUGGUCGGUUGUGUCUGGUUCUGCGCUCUCGUUUUCGUCUGGAUAGAAGAAGUGGACUAGCAUGUGACUCGUUGUUUGUUGUUUUUUUUUGUGUGGAAUUGUGUAUGUACCAAGUGCUCGGCGAGUUCGAGUCAAUAUGCUGAAAGUUUCUUAAGUGUCAUGCAUCUUCCGUUCGGGGAGUAACUCCAGACAAACGUCGACCGAUGUGUCCUUUAGGCAUUGCGGUGUUCCUCUGUAUGGCAUGGCUGAGCUAUCCAUCAAACGGUCAACUCGCCUGGACCCCAAUCUACGUGGACGGAAAGAGUCAGAUAGAUCUAUGGACAAAGGAGGCUAAAGGAUGUCCAUGUCCAUGGGAUGCCAGCAAUCGGCAAUGCGCUUGCUGCGUGGCAGAUGGUGGAUGCCACUGUGGGAAAGACGCUCCAAAUCGAUGCACACAGUGUGGCUUGGAGCAGCACUGCAACCACAUGUGCAACUUGACUCUAUCAGCAGCCGAUCUUCAAACGAAGUCCGGAAAACACUUUGGACAAAUCAAGUCGCCGUCUCUUCAAGGACCAAGCAUGUGCUGGUAUACGUUUUUACCAUCGCAGAAUCAGAGGGUCGAAAUCCAGGUCUACCGUCUAGUCAACACUGGAAAAUUCAAUGGAACCAGCUGCGUCGGAGGGCAUCUUCAGCUGAUGAGUGGCACAGAGCCCCUUUACAGCCACCACGAGAACCAACUUUGCGGCACGAACGAGCGCUACUCACCCCCAGUCGUCUUUUUCUCUGACAACGGCGUCGCGACGCUACUAUUCGAGAUCACGGAAGAAACAAGCAGAUCCCAAUUUUUAGCGUACUUUAGUUUCUCGGAUGUGAACGCAACCGAUGGUGUUGGUUUCCAGCCACGAGGAGGAAUGCCCUUACAGAACACAGACUGCGAUUGGCUCUACCAGGACUCGUGCGAGAAACAAGGUCAAUGUGUAUUAGCGAGUCCUGGUUAUCCAGGGAUAUAUCCUCCGAAUAGACAAUGCAGGUAUCAUAUAAGAACCGGAAGUAGCGAGCGCACACACGUCAAGAUUACUUUCACUUCCCUUUUGUUGCCGCCUGAACGAUGCAACACCUCGGAUUAUGUAGCUAUAUAUAAAGCGGUGGCAAUCCCGGAGAAUUUAUUGGGUACACUAUGCGGUAAUCAGCGGAAGAUGUUCGAAUUCGCUGGAUCCAACCUCUUGAUAGAAUUUAGGACUGGAACGCAACAUCCGCCCUUCGAGUAUAAUGGCUUUGUCGCAACACUCGACUUCUACAAGAAAACGACCACGCCACUUCCUACGACUCUGCCGACGGUUGUACACAGGGUCUCUACUAAUUUAAUAACUCACGAAGUCACAACGGCGGCUCCAAAUUUCACGGGAUGCGAUAUAUUAAUUUCCGGGAACAACACGAGGUCCGGCCAAUUCGACACGCGGGAAUACGACUGGUAUCCAAUAUGUAGGAUUACGUUUAGAGGUAGACCCAGCGACGUCGUCCACAUAUCUUUCUUCAACUUGCGUCUAAGAUCGCCAUCCUGCAGGACUGUCGUUGAGGUCUUUGAUGGAGCUUUGGAAAUCCGUAAGAAUAUGCUUGAGAGGCUUUGCAGUCCACAGGUCAAGCAGUCACGCGACCCUGAUGAUCUACACAGCAAGAGGUUGCUGUCAUCCAGAAAUGAGAUGGUGAUCUUCUUCCAAAGACCAAACGCUCCUUUGGGUACGAACGAAGCAGAAUUCCUCGCUGGACGUUACUUCUUCCACGAUGAGCAAAUUAGUGGAACCGUGCUACCAGCUGGUAUGUGUGAUGUGAUAUACAAAGGAAGCACUAGUCCAUCAGCAGGCAUGAUUGAUAAUCCUAGUACUCAACAUUUAUAUUGGAACAUGGAAGGUCCUCUAUUGUGCACCCAGAAGUUCGUACCUGCAGCCAACCAAAGCAUCACUCUCAAAGUUAUAAGCUUAGAGCAAAUGGUCAAGGAACCAGCUUGUGUCACACAAUGUGGUGACCACGGCUGUAGGUGCGUUUCCAGUAGUCCCAUUUCCAAAAUCGAUCACGUCCUUAUAGUCAAUGAUGACACGUGGAAAGUUGCCUGUCUUUGCGGAAGCUACCAGCAUGAGUGGCUUCCAGUUAGUGUUAGAUCUUGGGCUUCUCUAACGCUCGUCUACUCCGUCGCUCAUUAUACUUGGAAGAAGAAGGGCUUUGACAUCUCGGCCUCUUAUACUUUCAACAUGGACACCGUUUGCGGAGAGCAGGUUUACACACUGCACACAGGCGAGAUCGUGCUGAAUAAUUUAACUCCCACCGAGAAUCUGAACCAUUUCUACGAGCAAAGUUGCACUUGGACCCUACACUCGAACGUCGAGCGCCAAUUAGAGCUUGACAUAAGCUCCAGCCAGAAUCGGCCAUGCGCUGCGUGGAACGUGAGCAUACACGAAUAUUCAGCAAGUUCGAGUUACAAACACUUGGGCGAAGUCUUGCAUACUUUCUGCUCGCGAGACGCCCAUAAGGUAUAUCUGCUGCCGUGGAAAGUUUCCACCGUCAUAGUUAGAUUACGUACAUUAAGCAGGACUUUGCCCCAAUUUAAGGUGAAAUGGAGAUCGCACGUAGUCAGGGCGAACACGCGAUUCGGAGGCGCACCGACUCCCGCCCCCAACGCGGAUUCCACCUCAUCCGCAGGAACGCUCGCCGCCUCCCUCAUCAUCAUCAUGAUGUUACUCUGUUUUAGAUAAAUCCUCGCAACGAUCUUCUACAUUGUAGAAUCUACAACGACAACCAGAAUUUAAAAGAAAAGAAAAAACAAUAUGAAGAAGUGGCGAGAAUAUUUUUUAGAUGGAUAUCCAAUAUCAAUUAUAUGUACUUACUUGUCCAAGAGAGAAAAGAACCCUAAAACUAUUAUAUGUAUAUAUAUAUAUUUGUAUUGAAGCUCAUCGUCAUGUUUAUUUUAAACAUCUGCUCAACAAUUGUUUCAACAAAAGUCAUUUAAACACUCAAUGACGAUCUUACCACAAGAAACGUCAAAUCCGACGAAAUAUCAAAAUCGUCGGAUGAAUUAAGGACCUUCAUUCUUGCUAGUCAUCUAUCUGUGAUAAUAUUGUUCGAUACUGAAAGAAAACCUUAAGGAAAAAAAAAACAAUGAGAAAUGAAUGGAAAAAAAAACACGACACGUUCGAAUUUCUCACAGUUAAUAAGAGUUGAUUGAUUAGCAUUGAAACGGAUUAAUUAUAUAUAUUAAAAAAUAAUAAUAGUUAAAUAAUUAUUUCAAAGUUGUUACAUGUUUCUACGGUGUUAGCAUAAACGAAACUAUAUGUAUAUGUGCGCAGCCCGUAGGCUGCGAAAUCCUCUACCAUAGGUAACGAAUAUGAGAAAAAAAAAACAAUGUAAUUCCUUCUAUGUUAACUGUUUACUAAGAGACGUGGAUAAGUAAUUUACGUAAUCAAAACAAAAAAAUAAUAAUAAUAUGAGAACUAACGAAAAAAAAAAUCUUUCAUGUGUAAUGAGUCAAUAACAUUAUUGCAGCUUUAACAUAUCUUUUUAGUGCCACGUUGGAUAUAUCUAUAUAUUAUUGAGCCCUUUGCGUCUUAGUCGAAAUACAAAAUAUAUUCGCUGUUUACUGUUUAAAAUGCACUAAUUGUUACACCUCCCAGAACUAUAAUUUCGGCGCGCACCCCUAAAACACCAUCCCCCCCCCCAGACUACUCGACCCAUCUUACGUAACUCUUGGGUCGCCCGGAUUCGUGCGAACCUCCACCACCUAAUUGUGCAACUCUUUGUUGGUUCUGUUGUCUUAUGUUUGCGUUGGGCCGAACCGUUGUUUUCCCUCUGUUAUCGAUUAGUUGGCGAUGUAAAUAUCCUAAUUCGAAAUAAAUCCUAAGUGUAAUAAUAAUAA
Messenger RNA from Nicrophorus vespilloides, 3963 nucleotides. RefSeq lists its product as uncharacterized. The transcript is spliced from 15 exons. Gene Ontology annotation, cellular component: plasma membrane. Bases 284 to 2806 code for a protein of 840 amino acids. NCBI's taxonomy places the organism in Eukaryota, Metazoa, Arthropoda, Insecta, Coleoptera, Silphidae. The record is from RefSeq and is a predicted model, not a curated record.